Molecule: messenger RNA, 2658 nt
Organism: Ostrinia furnacalis (Asian corn borer)
Lineage: Eukaryota; Metazoa; Arthropoda; Insecta; Lepidoptera; Crambidae
Gene: Cog8
Product: conserved oligomeric Golgi complex subunit 8
Exons: 7
Coding region: 102-1760 (552 amino acids)
Biological process (GO): intra-Golgi vesicle-mediated transport
Cellular component (GO): COG complex
Source: RefSeq, a predicted model, not a curated record
GUCAAAACGAAUGAUUACACGCAAACAAAAAGAUACGAAAAUAAUAAUUAUCUGAAAUAACUACUGUAUUUCAAUUAAUAAAGCGUAUAAUAAUUGUAAAAAUGGCACAAGAACUGAAAGAACUUAGUAAUUUAUUGUUUCCCGACAAUGCAGCCGAGAAAGUGGAAUACUUCCAUGAUAUUACGGAUUAUAUAAAAAAAUUAGGCUCACAUAAUUGGGAACAUGUACGCAAAGAGCCGGAGAGGUUGACAGAAGAGAUGAGGCAACUAACUGAACAAACCCAGGAGCUGGCCUUUACCAACUAUAAGACAUUUGUAGAGACAGCAGAUAUAUCUCGUACUAUCAUGAAGGACCUGACCAAGUCUAAAGAUUCAUUAUCAUCAUUUGUGGAUACAACACCAAUGUUUAUACAGGAAUGUGAGAAGUUUUCACAAAUGGCUGGCAAUAUUGUCAAGGAGAAAAGCCGAUACAGCAGUAUUCGUAACCAAAGUGACAAACUACUAGAGUUGCUCGAGCUGCCUUCAUUGAUGAGAGAGGCCCUCAAUGCAGAGGACUAUGAGAGUGCUCUAGACAUAUUCACAUUUAUCCGCAACUUAUCUAAAAGAUAUUCUGAAAUUCCAAUUGUGCAGAAUACAACUUCAGAAAUUAUCACAUUAUGGUUUGAGACUCUCUAUCAUCUCUUCAAUCAACUUCGUUAUGACCUCCCUUUGCCCCAAUGUUUACAAAUACUUGGAUAUUUAAGAAGAGCAAACACAGUUUACAAAUCAACUGAUGAUGAACAAGAUACUUAUCAAUUUAUUUCUGGCAAGACCAGCAGCAAUAAUAUUGUAAUAUCAGAUGGUCUGCAUUUACAUUUUCUCAAAGCCAGAAAUGCAUGGUUUGAAAAAGCACUUGAAGAUGCCAAGAAUAAUGAAUCACCAGAAAAGUUAUUAAGAAAAAUAGUGGAACUGCACAGAAUACAUUUGUUCAAUGUACUGACCCAACAUAAAUCCAUAUUUUUGUCUGACACACAAGAGGCCAAAGUGAAAGAUGAUGAGCUAAGUGGAACUAAUGCUCUGUCUUGCUGGUUGAAGUUAAAGGUUGAAAUUCUUGCUCAAAUGUUAAAUCAAGACCUGCCAAGAGAAGAUGAGUCCAGUUUCGAGUCUUUGCUUAACCAGUGCAUGUAUUUAUGUUUGUCAUUUGGAAGAGUUGGAGCAGACAUGAGAUGCGUUUUGACACCAUUAUUCCGUAACAACAUCCUCGCACAAUUUCAUAGUGGUGUAGAAAAAACUGAUAGCCAUUUUGAUAGCCAAAUGCGUUCUUAUAAGGUGUCUAGUAUAAAGAAUGUUCCUAGGCCAGUCAAUGAAAGUAUGGUGCAAGGUCCACCUGAAAACUUGUUGGAUUACUAUCCACUAGCAGAGUAUUGUAAUGGGCUAUUAACAGUUUUGAACUGUCUAAGAGUCACAGCUCCUUUAAAUAUUGUGAAAGAAGUAUACAAUGAGUUUAGAAAGUCAUUUGAGAAGGCUGUGCAAGUCCUACUAGCAUUUUAUCAUAGGGAGCAACAAGGCUUCACAGAUAUUGAAAGGCAGAACUUUGUAUUAUUUUGUGUAUGCUUCAGUGAGGACUUGGUGCCAUAUCUUACCAAAUGCUUAUCACAAUCAUUUCCGUCAACGCAGAUUGCUGAAUUAUUGGGUGUUACAUUGACUGUUCUUCAAGAGAGCAAAAUGUUACACAUAAAUCAAGCGACGAUAUGCGAGCUCCUCAAUACCAUAAUCAGUUAAAAUGAAAAUAAUAUUAGUCUAGACUUUUUUUAACUAGGAUUCCCAUUGAUUGGAUUUUUUUAAUAAAUAAAUAGCCUUGGACGUUUUACACUGCGCCUCUAGUCCCAAACUAGAUUUGUAUUAUACCAUGCUAUACCCAUAGGUAUUCCGCUAUUAAUAACUUAAAUGAGAUCAGCCUUUCCAAGUACCUAACUGAAUAUGAGCACCAUGUCUUUACAAUUAUCAUCAUUUCAGCCACAGGACGUCCACUGCUAAACAUAGGCUUCCCCCAAUGACUUCCACAUUGCACGGUUGGUAGCGGCCUGCAUCCAGCGCCUUCCCACUACCUUUAUCAGGUCGUCGGUCCACCUUGUGGGUGGACGUCCCACGCUGCGUUUUCCGGUACGCGGCCUCCAUUCCAGAACCUUGCUGCCCCAUCGGCCGUCAGUUCUGCGUACUAUGUGCCCUGCCCACUGCCACUUCAGCUUGCUAAUCCGCCGGGCUAUGUCAGCGACUUUAGUUCGUUUACGGAUCUCCUCAUUUCUGAUUCGAUAAAGAAACACGGAGCAUAGCCCUCUCUAUAGCACGCUGUGCAACUUUGAGCUUCUGUAUAAGGCCUAUAGUACCACUACCACUAUAGGCCACGUUUCCGAGCCAUAAGUCAUCACAGGUAACACACAUUGGUUGUAGACUUUCGUCUUCAGGCACUGAGGUAUUUUGGACGAAAAGAUGUUGCGUAGUUUCCCGAACGCUGCCCAGCCGAGUUGGAUUCGACGAUUGACCUCCUUCUCGAAAUUGGAGAAGUCCAAUUACAAUAUCAAAUGUUAUUUCAGUUAAAUUAUUUAUUAGGUAUUAUUAAUUCUUCAUAGAUAUAGGUAUGUAUGUUGUCUUAACUUAAUAAAUGAACAUUACCAAGUUA